AUGCCGCAGUGGUUUGCGUUACAGAUGGCUUGUCCCAUAUCGGGCUGUUCAAACUCUGCGAGAGGGUAAGUGGAGGCAUCAUUGAAUAUUUUCCAAAAGAGUUUCUGAAGGCUCGCUUCAAACUGUUUCGGUCUUCUUUACUUUGUGUAGUCGAUCAGUUAAUGAACUCAAAAUAUGCUUUUCAUCAAGUCAUAUUUCAUUAGAGUGCGGAAAAAUAUUUUGAGAUACAUAAGUUGAGAAAAAGUGAUAGUAAUAUCGAUGUCGCUAUUGAGAAGACAUAAUCGAAUGCUCGGUCGGGUCUUCAAGAAAAAGAUCAACUGGAUGCAAGUUAUAAGCGCCAGGGGAAAAGUCAAGAGUUUAAUUCGAGAAAAAUGGUAAAAUUUUACUCGAAUGUUCAUGAAUCUUUAGAUGAAAAAAUAAAUCAUUUGAGGAUUACAAUCAAGUUUUAAUAGGGGCAAAAAAAAGCAGCAUAGAGUGACACUUCUUAGAAAACACCAAAAUAAGUGGAAAUUUUUGAUAGCCCUUCUAGUGGAUGAAAACCGAAAAAAAAAAUACUACUGAUUGGGAAAAGCUAGGUGGUAAAAGGAGGUAAAAUGCUAAUAGUUUAUGUCGAGUAUAGAAAUAUAAGACAUAAUAUCCACUGGUUUUAUUGAUGAUGUCAUCUAUGCUUGAAGCCGGACAUCAUUUCCGGGAAACAAAACUAAACAAAAAAUUCGAAGCUGUUGUUUAGCUUUAUGUGGCGGUAUACGUGAGCAUGGUUUCAACUUUGAUUCUCUUUUCCAUUCAGAAAAGCUCUUAUUCUGGACUGGGUUUGCGCAGAAGACAAAACAACAAUGUUCAUAUGCGAGGAAGGAAGGCUUAGGUGUGGGUCGUAUCAACAUGAUGACAAAGUCGUCAACUGGAAGUUUGACUGUGGAGAUCGUUCAGGAGUUCAUAAAAACGUGCACUUUCUUUAUCCUGACUUUGAAGGUUUCAACUACGCCAUGUCAGCUGCAAUCGCCCAGCAACACGCAGGUGGAGCUGAGUGGGCCAUAAAACUGAUCCGAGAAUUACAAAAACAGUUUGGUAGGAGUUAA
Messenger RNA from Porites lobata, 1076 nucleotides. The record is from the annotation of a GenBank genome assembly. NCBI's taxonomy places the organism in Eukaryota, Metazoa, Cnidaria, Anthozoa, Scleractinia, Poritidae.